Messenger RNA from Colletotrichum truncatum, 252 nucleotides. Its product is annotated as conidiation-specific protein 6. Lineage: Eukaryota; Fungi; Ascomycota; Sordariomycetes; Glomerellales; Glomerellaceae. Gene Ontology annotation, cellular component: cytoplasm. The record is from RefSeq and is a predicted model, not a curated record.
AUGCCCACUGAAGCUCAGAUCGCCGGCGGCCACAAGGCUAACCUUAACAACCCCAACACUUCUGAGGAGUCCAAGAAGAACUCAAAGGCCGUCCUCGAGAACGAGUUCAACGGCGGCGAUGUCCCCAAGGCCAGCGACAACGAGAACAAGAACCCCGGCAACGUUGCCGGCGGCCUCAAGGCUACCCUGAAGAACCCCAACGUCUCCGAUGAGGCUAAGCAGUCCGCCCAGGAGCGCCUUGACAACAUGUAA